AUGAAGGCCUGGCUGGUUCAGCAUCCUGUGACUGCUCACAGGUUUUGCAGUGCCUGGAGGUUUCUGCCUGGGUCAUUCCCUGGUGAAAUAGUUUUUGCAGGGGAGCAGGGAUGCCACAGAAAUCUGGGAGGAAAAAAAUCUCUGGACCCGUGCUUGGAAAGCUGCUCUAUGAGGUCCUGUUUCUUGCUCUUUCUCCAGUUCCACACUGCUAGCAGGCUGAAACAUCAAACAUCUUGGAAGCCUGCCAGUCUGCCCAGGCAGGAAGAAGAUACGAUGGACAGCAGGACUGGCUUUGAGCAGGACAGAGACUGUGUCACUUCAGGGCUUGGCCAGGGGCUGAAAUUGGAGCCCUGUUUCCAGACUGACGCUCUCUUGCCUUCCCCCAAUGCAUCCCUGAUACCACAGCUCCUCAGCCACGCAGUGGUUGGCAGGAACCUGGAUCCCACCAUCCUUUUCGCUCCCUCUCAGGCAGUGGCCCUGCCUCAUGACUACAAAUGUGGUGCAUGUCCUGGAGAAGAAGUGCAAGCCCCGGCUUCUCCCAGGAUCUGUGUCCCAGCUCCUGUGCCCCGUGCUGGUGAUGGGGACCAGCUCUCCAAGCAGCACCCACGGGAGCAGCUCUGCGACCAGCACUUACGAGCCAAGCGGGCCAGGGUGGAGAGCAUCAUCCAGGGCAUGAGCCUCCCACCAGCCCCUCAGGCAUUUGACACGAGCCCAGAGGCAGCUUUCAGGCGUGAGAGGGAAAGGGGUGGUGAGAUGCCCCAGGAGAGCAAGAGGAAGCCAAGGGUGCCCCAGCAGGGUGUGGGGGCAGCUGGACGAGUGGCUCCCACAGGGGGCAGUUCCCACGCCAAGGGCUGCCAGCAGCUGAAAGAGCAGCUCUGCUUUUUAGAGCAGCAGUUGAGGUGGCUUCAGGAGAAGUUCUACCAAGUCUGUGACUCUGAGGAUGCUGCCCAAACCCAGGAAGAUUCUGAGAAAGCACAGCCACUGCCUGGAAAGCCUGAAGACAGACUGAACAAGGACAGUGCCACUGCCACCACCAGCAACCCACGCCAAGUGCCUCUCAGGGGGACCGUCCUGGAGGCGUGUGGGCUGGAGGAGGCUGAGGACAGAGGUGACACAGGUGGCCUGCCCUCGGCAGUGAGGGUACUCUCACAGACACUGAAGCACGAGCUGGCUGUGGUGACAUCCCAGGUAGUGGACUCUGUCCUGAAGGCCGUCUGGCAGAAGGCAGACAGCCACAUCCAAAAGCAGCACCACAGCUUUCCAAUGCUGGGGCCAGAUGCCAGGAGAGAGUAUUCUGCUCCUGGGAAAUGCAGAAAGCCACUUGCUAAGCCAUCUCCUAUGAAUACACCAGGCUCCCUGGGCUCACCUCAGGCUGAGGUCCUGCUGGCAGCUUCGGGGAAGAGCCCGGGCUCUUAUGCCGGCUCCUUCAGUUCAAAGGGGGUCAGAAAAUCCUCUCGGGUACCCAGCAUGGGUUAUUCACUGGGCUCAGCCACCCCUGUCCAGCACAGCCAGCUGUUGAGCCAGUUGUUGGGCUACAGGCAGCACAGCCUCUGGGGCAGCGACUCUCAUGAGAGCCCAUCUGCUCUGGAGAGGAGUUGUCCAGAGCCCCUCAACUUGCACUGGGGAACCGUUAAACUGAGGUCAUCAAUUGUGAGGCAGCAGCAGCACCAUCCCCUGUCCCUGAGCCCUACCAACAUGGAGAGUAUGGCACAACUGCCAGCUGGCAGAGAUGGCCACAGUGAGCUGCCAGCUGCAGAUGAUGGAGCGCCCUUUGCCUCAACCCAUAUAUCCUUUGGGAGCAGCUGGAGGCAGAUGCAGGAGGCGCUGACCCCCGGGCAUCUGAAGAAGGCCAAGCUGAUGUUCUUCUUCACCCGUUACCCCAGCUCCACUCUGCUGAAAACCUACUUCCUCGAUGUGCAGUUCAGCCGCUGCAUCACCUCCCAGCUCAUCAAGUGGUUCAGCAACUUCCGUGAGUUUUACUACAUCCAGGUGGAGAAGUUUGCCCGGCAGGCCCUGUUGGAGGGUGUUGUGGAUGCUUGCACUCUCCAGGUCUCCCGGGACUCGGAGCUCUUCCGUGCCCUCAACACGCACUAUAACAAGGGGAAUGACUUCGAGGUGCCAGGGCGGUUCUUGGAGGUGGCCAGUCUGACCCUGCAGGAGUUCUUCAGUGCCGUCAGGGCAGGCAAGGAUGCCGACCCCUCCUGGAAGAAACCCAUUUACAAAAUCAUUUCCAAACUCGACAGUGACAUCCCAGAAGGGUUCAAAGCUGCCAGCUGCUCCCAGGAACUGCUCCACAGCUGA
Molecule: messenger RNA, 2301 nt
Organism: Hirundo rustica (Barn swallow)
Lineage: Eukaryota; Metazoa; Chordata; Aves; Passeriformes; Hirundinidae
Gene: PROX2
Product: prospero homeobox 2
Exons: 5
Coding region: 1-2301 (766 amino acids)
Biological process (GO): regulation of transcription by RNA polymerase II
Cellular component (GO): nucleus
Molecular function (GO): DNA-binding transcription factor activity, RNA polymerase II-specific; RNA polymerase II cis-regulatory region sequence-specific DNA binding
Source: RefSeq, a predicted model, not a curated record